Danio rerio (zebrafish) is the source of this 3838-nucleotide messenger RNA. RefSeq names its product Janus kinase 1 (gene jak1). Gene Ontology annotation, cellular component: membrane; cytosol; endomembrane system. Gene Ontology annotation, molecular function: nucleotide binding; kinase activity; ATP binding. Gene Ontology annotation, biological process: growth hormone receptor signaling pathway via JAK-STAT; cell surface receptor signaling pathway via JAK-STAT; developmental process. The record is from RefSeq and is marked provisional. NCBI's taxonomy places the organism in Eukaryota, Metazoa, Chordata, Actinopteri, Cypriniformes, Danionidae.
AGGAAAGGUUAGUUGAUCACGAAGACUUAACCACGGUUUGUACCACUGUGAAGCGAAGUUUGUCUUGAAAAUUAAUCUCGCGGGAUAAACCUAAGAUUAUCGGAGAACAUUUUGGAGUUUAAUAACGACCGUUUUACAUCAACAAAACACCAAGAGGAAGUGUUCGAGCGUCUGUAAUGAUCGGAAGUAGCUUUGCCUGGCGAGUGUCUGGAUGCCAGAACUAGCAGUCAUGGAUCUGGGCAGGCAACUGUGUGUGAAGAUGAAAAAACAGAGGAAGGCAGAGAUGACCAUUCCUACUGCCAUGAAGGGACUUGAGAUCCACUUCUACCUUGCUGACACACACCAGCUCGAGUUCUUCAAAGCCUGCUACACUGCGGAAGACCUGUGCGUGGAGGCUGCCAAGAGAUGCCGCAUCUCACCUUUGUGCCACAACCUGUUUGCACUCUAUGAAGAAAGCCAGGAUCUCUGGUAUGCUCCAAAUCACGUGUUCAAGGUCACAGAUGAGACCAGCAUCAAACUUCAUUAUCGCAUGAGGUUUUAUUUCACAAACUGGCAUGGAACCAGUGAGAUUGAGUCUCCAGUUUGGAGACACACACUCAGCAAACAGAAAAGUGUAUUAAACAGUCAGAAGACCACCGAGGGAACACCUCUACUAGAUGCCGCAUCUCUUGAUUACCUGUUUGCGCAGGGCCAGUAUGAUUUCCUGAGAGGUCUGUCUCCUGUUCGUCCAACUCAGAAUGAUGAAGAGCAUCAUGAGAUUGAGAACGAGUGCUUGGGAAUGGCUGUUUUAGCUAUUACCCAUCAUGCCAAGAGCAAUAAUUUGCCAUUAUCAGGAGCUGGAGCCGAGACAAGCUAUAAGCGCUUCAUUCCAGAUAGUCUGAACCGCACCAUUAAGCAACGCAACUUCCUCACACGCAUACGCAUCAGUAACGUCUUCAAGAAUUUCCUCAAUGAGUUCAAUAGCAAGACCAUCCAGGACAGCAAUAUAGGUCUGUAUGACCUGAAGGUCAAGUAUUUGUCCACUCUCGAGACGCUGACUCAAGGAGUGGGUAGGGAGAUUUUCAAGCCCAAGAACCUAAAAGUAACGGGUGAGAGUGAGGGAUCCCCAGCACAGAUGCUUCCCUUGGGGGACAACGGAAUGGGUUAUGAGGUGCAAGUAUACGGAACUACUGGGAUCUCAUGGAGGAGAAAGCCCGCACCGAAUCAAUUGAUAUUGAAAGACAAACCCAAAUCUAAAAAGAUCAAGGGCGACAAGCAGUGGAAUGACAAAAAGAAAGACAGCGGAUGGACGCUUUUCUCCGACUUUCAUGAAAUAACCCACAUCGUCAUUAAGGACUGCUGUGUCACCAUUUACAGACAAGACAAUAAAACCAUGGAGUUGGAUCUGUUUUAUCGUGAUGCAGCCCUGUCUUUUGCUGCACUGGUGGACGGUUACUUCAGAUUGACUGUGGAUGCCCAUCAUUACCUGUGCACUGAUGUCGCCCCCUCAUCGGUAGUCCAGAAUUUAGAAAACGGCUGUCACGGACCUAUCUGCACAGAGUAUGCCAUUCAUAAACUUCGACAGGAGGGAAAUGAAGAAGGAACCUAUGUGCUGCGCUGGAGCUGCACAGAAUACAACUUUAUUAUCAUGACGGUUGUCUGCAUUGAGCUCGACCUGUGUGAAUCCAGACCAGUUCCCCAGUAUAAGAACUUCCAGAUUGAAACGAGCCCUCAGGGCUACAGACUGUAUGGGACAGACACAUUCAGACCCACUCUGAAGGAGCUGCUGGAGCACCUGCAGGGCCAGUUACUGCGCACCGACAAUCUGCGCUUCCAGCUGCGCCGCUGCUGCCCACCACAACCCAGAGAAAUUUCUAACCUAUUAGUGAUGACCACAGACCGAGAGCCUGUCCCGCAGAAAAAAACUCAAGUCAGCCAGCUGAGUUUCGACCGCAUUCUUAAAGAGGAGAUUGUACAGGGUGAACAUUUGGGUCGAGGCACAAGGACAAACAUCUAUGCUGGUAUUCUGAAGCCGAAGAGUGAUGAUGAAGAUGAUCUGGGAGGAUACUCGCAGGAGGUGAAAGUGGUUUUGAAGGUGCUGGGCUCAGGACAUAGAGAUAUUUCUCUGGCAUUCUUUGAGACCGCUAGCAUGAUGCGUCAGAUCUCUCACAAACACAUCGCCCUGCUCUACGGAGUGUGUGUGCGUCACCAGGAGAAUAUCAUGGUGGAGGAGUUUGUUCAGUACGGCCCUUUGGAUCUGUUCAUGCGCAGGCAGACCACACCUCUGAGCACUGCAUGGAAGUUCCAGGUUGCCAAGCAGUUAGCCAGUGCCCUCAGCUAUCUGGAGGAUAAGAAGAUGGUCCAUGGAUAUGUGUGCAGUAAGAACAUUCUGGUAGCUCGAGAUGGUUUAGAUGGAGAAGGAGGACCCUUCAUCAAGCUGAGUGACCCCGGGAUACCCAUUACUGUCCUCAGCAGAGAAGAGUGUGUGGACAGGAUUCCUUGGAUUGCUCCAGAGUGUGUGAAAGACACAGCUAAUCUGAGCAUAGCGGCUGAUAAGUGGAGUUUCGGGACAACUCUUUGGGAGAUAUGUUACAACGGAGAGAUUCCUCUGAAAGAUAAGAAACUCACUGAGAAGGAGAGGUUUUACGCAGCGCAGUGUCAGUUGGCAACCCCUGACUGUGAUGAGCUGGCCAAACUCAUGACCCACUGCAUGACUUACGACCCCCGACAGAGGCUCUUCUUCAGGGCCAUCGUCAGGGACAUUGUUAUGGUGGAGAAACAGAAUCCAUCCAUUCAGCCUGUUCCCAUGCUUGAAGUGGACCCGACAGUGUUUGAGAAGAGGUUCCUCAAGAAGAUUCGAGACCUUGGAGAGGGUCAUUUUGGGAAGGUGGAGUUGUGCCGGUAUGACCCACGUGGAGAUCGGACUGGAGAGCUAGUGGCUGUGAAGUCUCUGAAGCCAGAGAACCGCGAAGAGCAGAGCAAUAACCUGUGGCGUGAGAUUCACAUCCUGAGAGAACUUUACCAUGAGAAUAUCGUCAAAUACAAGGGCAUCUGCAAUGAAGAGGGUGGGAGAUCCAUUAAGCUCAUCAUGGAGUUUUUGCCUGCAGGCAGUCUAAAGGAAUACCUCCCCAGAAACAAGGCUCACAUAAACCUUAAAACUCUGCUCAACUAUUCUGUGCAGAUCUGCCAGGGUAUGGACUACCUGGGAUCUCGCAACUACAUCCACAGAGACCUGGCAGCCCGCAAUGUUCUGGUGGAGAAUGAAGGCACGGUAAAGAUUGGAGACUUCGGCCUGACCAAAAGCAUUAAGGAUAACGAGGGAUACUACACUGUGAAAGACGAUCUGGACAGUCCAGUGUUCUGGUAUGCUCCAGAAUGUUUGAUCCACUGCAAGUUCUACAGGGCAUCUGAUGUCUGGUCUUUUGGAGUGACCAUGUAUGAGCUCCUCACGUACUGUGAUGCUUCAUGUAGCCCCAUGUCGGUGUUCCUUAAGUUGAUUGGUCCAACACAUGGACAAAUGACUGUCACCCGAUUGGUCAAAGUCCUGGAGGAGGGAAAGAGACUUCCAAGACCAGAUGACUGCUCAGAGCAGUUGUACAACCUGAUGAGGAGAUGCUGGGAAGCAACACCCGAAAAAAGGAUCGACUUCAAAAGCCUGAUUGCCAACUUUCAGCAGAUGCUUGACAAUCUGUAACUAUAUGGAAAUAUGACGGGACACAGACUCCACCUCUUUUAUUUUCCACAGCAACAAAAAAAAGUGUAACCAUGCAUUGUAGCACUCUUUUAAAUGUACUCUCCUUCUUACCGUAUCCCUCACAGACUCCGAUAAAUAUAUAUAAACUGCAGAACAUGCAAAAUA